Molecule: messenger RNA, 1323 nt
Organism: Chaetomium fimeti
Lineage: Eukaryota; Fungi; Ascomycota; Sordariomycetes; Sordariales; Chaetomiaceae
Exons: 2
Coding region: 1-1323 (440 amino acids)
Biological process (GO): DNA damage response
Molecular function (GO): single-stranded DNA binding
Source: RefSeq, a predicted model, not a curated record
AUGUGCGGUCGAUACGCAAUGGCUUUGCGGCCUUCGCAAGUCCGCCAGAUGCUACAAGACAACGACGACAUGCCCGUCAACGACGCCCCCGCUGACGAGGGAGACGGCGCCCCGCGCCAGAGUUACAAUUUCGCCCCGGGCUACCACGGCGUCGUGUACCGCGCCGACGUGUCCGACCGCGGGGCAGGCACCUCCAGGGCAGCUCACACCGACCGCAACACCGACAGCAGCAGCAGCACGACCACCGCCGCCACCGCCGACACCACCGCAGACACCACCACAGACACCACCGCCGCAGACCAAACAUACCCUCCCACGGACACCCCAAACGCCAGCCAAACACGCUACAAACUCCAGUCCAUGAAGUGGGGCCUCGUGCCCUCCUGGACCAAGCGCAACCCCGACUACAGCAGCCUGCUCAAGACGAUCAACUGCCGGUCCGACUCGCUGGCCACGCCCGGCGGGCUGUGGUCCGGCAUGAAGGGCCGCAAGCGCUGCGUGGUGGUCGCGCAGGGCUUCUACGAGUGGCUGAAGACGGGCUCUGGUGGUGGGGGUGCGACGAAGGAUCGGGUGCCGCAUUAUGUGAAGCGGAAGGAUGGGCGGUUGAUGUUUUUUGCCGGGCUGUGGGAUUGUGUGCGCUAUGAGGGGGAGGGGGAGGCGCCGCUGUAUACGUUUACGGUCGUGACGACGGAUAGUAAUGAGCGGUUGCGGUUCCUGCAUGAUCGGAUGCCGGUUAUUUUGGAGCCUGGGUCCGAGGCGCUGUGGAAGUGGCUCGAUCCGGGGAGGGAUGAGUGGAGUAAGGAGUUGCAGGGGCUGUUGCGGCCGUUUGAGGGGGAGCUGGAGGUGUAUCCGGUCAGUAAGGAGGUUGGGAAGGUGGGGAAUAACUCGCCGAGUUUUGUUAUCCCUGUGGCGAGUAGGGAGAAUAAGGCGAAUAUUGCGAACUUCUUUGCUGCUGCGGCGGAGAAGAAGAAGGGAGGGAGUUUGAAGGCUGAGGCGGGGGCUGAGGAAGGUACGGGGGUGGGUGAAGGAGGGCAAGAUACGGCCUUGAAGAGUGCGGAAGACCCCGGGAAGACUACUAGCAGUGGUGGGAUGGGCACGCCGAAGAAGGGGAUCAAGAGGGAGGCUAGCCCAUCGCCCGAUCCGGGUGAACCGCCGGUUAAGAAAGGGCCAUCCUUCAAGACGAUGUCGCCUGUCAAGGAGAAACCGCAGCGGCGGGGCAAGAUCAGCGCUACGAGCAACACCUACAAAAGCCCUACCAAGGCCAAGGCAAAAGCCGACGGAAGUCAGAAGAUUACGAAGUUCUUCGUUGGGAACAGCGCCUAG